This is a messenger RNA of Xenopus laevis (African clawed frog), 4018 nucleotides long. RefSeq names its product oxysterol binding protein L homeolog (gene osbp.L). The record is from RefSeq and is a predicted model, not a curated record. The coding region runs from base 83 to 2431 and encodes 782 amino acids. The transcript has 14 exons. Lineage: Eukaryota; Metazoa; Chordata; Amphibia; Anura; Pipidae. Gene Ontology annotation, molecular function: sterol binding; small molecule binding; lipid binding. Gene Ontology annotation, cellular component: membrane; plasma membrane; cytosol.
CUAUAGGAUACACUGUCUAUGUCCAUGACGUGUCUUCUGGUUCCGGUUUCCCGGUUCCGGCUUGUCGCUGCAGUGUAUACCGAUGGCCGAAGUACGCACGGUUCCCGUCGCUUCCGGUACCGUUCCAGGUUCCGGUUCCCUGUCUCCGUCUCUGGCUUUACCGCCCCCUCCGUCUGGUCCCGGACCUGGGGGCGCGCCACCGUUGCCACCACCACCUCCACCCCCUGGAACCGGGCCAGCCCAGACCAGGGAUAGUUCAAGUAGUUCAUCGGGGUCUACCUCGGGUUCGGCCCGGGAGGGCUGGCUUUUUAAAUGGACCAAUUAUAUCAAGGGAUACCAGAGGCGAUGGUUUGUGUUAAGCAAUGGGUUGCUGUCUUAUUAUCGCUCCAAAGCAGAAAUGCGUCACACCUGUCGAGGGACAAUAAAUCUUGCAACAGCAAACAUCUCAGUAGAAGACUCCUGCAAUUUUGUAAUUUCUAAUGGAGGGGCACAAACUUACCAUUUGAAGGCUAGCUCCGAAGUAGAGCGCCAAAGGUGGAUCACAGCACUAGAACUCGCCAAGGCCCGUGCUGUCAAGAUGCAGGCAGAGUCAGAUGAUUCUGGAGAUGAGGACCCCUCUUCUCAAACAGAUAAGGCAGAGGUCCAUAGCACUCUACGAGCUUUAUCUGGGAAGGUGGAAGAUUUGGGUACAUGCAAUGAUCUAAUUGCAAAACAUGGGACAGCUCUGCAGCGGUCACUAAGUGAGUUGGAAAGUCUGCGUCUUCCUCAAGACAGCUCUGAAAAGAUUAAGCAAGUCAAUGAGAGAGCCACGCUGUUCAGGAUCACAUCAAAUGCAAUGAUAAAUGCUUGCAGAGACUUUAUGUCUCUGGCUGAAAGUCACAGUAAGCGGUGGCAGAGGGCACUACAGUAUGAGCGAGACCAGCGACUACGCCUAGAAGAGACACUUGAACAACUAGCAAAACAGCACAACCAUUUGGAAAGGGUAUUCCGUGGGGCUACAGUUUUGCCAGCUGUCACCCGCACUGGGGUUUCCAAAGACCCUUGUGUGACAGGAAAAGGGGACCUCAGUGAUGAAGACGAUGACAAUGAAUUCUUUGAUGCCCCUGAAAUCAUCAGCAGUCCAUCCCAGGAUGGCCUUGGGCAUAAGCGUUCUGGCAGCAACAUUAGUGCAGCAAGUUGUGACACCGUGGAAGAACAUGUGCGACCAUCCUCAGAGGAUCUCCGGAAAGAGAGACGAACUAGGAUUCCUUACAAACCCAACUACAGCCUUAAUUUGUGGAGUGUCAUGAAGAAUUGUAUUGGAAAAGAGCUUAGCAAGAUCCCCAUGCCAGUUAAUUUUAAUGAGCCACUUUCAAUGCUUCAGCGACUGACCGAGGACCUUGAAUAUCACACCCUGCUGGAUCGGGGGGCUCAGUGUGAGAGUUCCCUUGAGCAACUUUGUCUUGUGGCUGCAUUCACCGUCUCUUCAUAUUCCACCACUGUCUUCCGCACAAGCAAACCCUUUAAUCCUUUGUUGGGAGAGACUUUUGAGUUAGAUCGGAUGGAAGAGAGUGGUUACCGCUCGCUGUGUGAGCAGGUCAGUCAUCACCCCCCUGCAGCUGCACACUAUGCAGAAUCUCGCCACGGCUGGACCCUGAGGCAGGAGAUAACAGUCACCAGCAAGUUCAGGGGCAAAUACCUUUCCAUCAUGCCACUUGGAACUAUACACUGUGUAUUUCAUAACUCUGGGAAUAAUUAUACUUGGAAAAAGGUCACCACAACUGUUCACAAUAUAAUUGUGGGAAAACUCUGGAUUGAUCAGUCAGGAGAGAUAGACAUUGUAAAUCACAAGACAGGGGAUAAGUGUAAACUUAAGUUUGCUCCAUAUAGCUACUUUUCCAGAGAUGUGGCUCGGAAGGUUUCUGGGGAAGUAAUGGAUGCAACUGGACGGGUGCAUUACACUCUGAUGGGUACAUGGGAUGAGCGUAUGGAGUGUGUACCUGUGAGUUCUCUUGGUAUUGUCUCUGAAAAUGGGGGAGACAAGGCUGCAGAGAGCAGAAUUCCGCUAUGGAAAAGAAACCCCCUUCCUAAGAAUGCAGAGUACAUGUAUUACUUUACUGAGCUUGCUCUUACUUUGAAUGCCCCUGAGGAAGGCACUGCUCCAACAGACAGCCGACAGAGGCCAGACCAGCGUCUAAUGGAGAAUGGAAACUGGGAUGAAGCCAAUUCUGAAAAACAGAGACUUGAAGAAAAACAGAGAAAUACUAGAAAGAGGAGAGAGGCAGAAAGGGAGAAAGCUGGGGAGGAUGGUUCCCCUGUGGAUACAUACAAACCAAUGUGGUUUGAAAGAAAGAUGGAUCCUGUAAGCAAGGAGAUGGUGCACAUUUACCAGGGCACCUACUGGGAAUGCAAGGAGAGACAAGAUUGGGCAUCAUGCCCAGAUAUAUUUUGAAGAUGAAGGAGCAGCUUCUUGUCUUUUUCCCAGAUCCCUCCUUUAUCUACAGUGAUGCCUUACUGACCUUAAUCUUCUUUCCCAGAUAAGCAGUGCCCUGUAGGUCUCUAGCACAAACAUAAGAAUGAUGAGGCUAAUGAUGAUGUAAAGUUUAGGUUUGCAUUGUAAAGAAUGGUCAUAUGGUUUGUUAUACCCUAUCAUUUAGAAUAUGGGUAAAGAGAGAGAGACACACACACACACACACACACACACACACUAAUUAGUGUUUUAAUUAGGGAUGCACCGAAUCCAGGAUUUGGUUCGGUAUUCAGCCAGGAUUCGGCCUUUUUCAGCAGGAUUUGGCUGAAUCCUUCUGUUCGGCCAAACCGAAUCCUAAUUUGCAUAUGCAAAUUAGGAGCGGAUAGGGAAAUCGCGUGACUUUUUAUCACAAAACAAGGAAAUAAAAAAUAUUUUCCCCUUCCCACUCCUAAAUUGCAUAUGUAAAUUCGGUUCGGUAUUCGACCGAAUCCUUCGUGAAGGAUGGGGUUUGGCCGAAUCCAAAAUAGUGGAUUCAGUGCAUCCCUAGUUUUAAUGACUGUUUCUUCCACAUAUUCCUAAUUAUGAAAGGGUUACUGCAUUAUAUCACUCUAUAUAUAUAUAUAUAUAUAUAUAUAUAUAUAUAUAUAUAUAUAUAUAUAUAUAUAUAUAUAUAUAUAUAUAUAUAUAUAUAUAUAUAUAUAUAUAUAUAUAUAUAUAUAUAUGUACUCUGCCAAAGUGAUUAUAAGAUACAAAUUUUAUUUUGCCAUGUACAUCUUUUUGAAAAUCAUUAAUAAUCAUAGAAUGUGCACACAAUGUAUCACUUGUACCAGUAGAGGUAUUCUGUAAUGAUUUGUGCUGCCUUGCUAUACAAUUGUUUGGUUGACCUACAGAGCAUUGUUACCUUAAACCUUCAUCCCCAGUUCUCAUAUUAGAUCAGAGUAUACACUUUGAUCAUUAGUAGGGGUGAGGGUAUAUUCUGCCUUAUGUUUGCUGGUUUAAUUCCCUUUGAUUAAGUUUGUUGAGUGAAAUAACUUCUGCGGGAGGGUUUUUUUUUUAACUUAUAGUUUAAAGGAGUAGUUAGGAAGGCAAAUGAUCUCAGACUUCUGCUAUGAUUUUUUUGUGUUUACAAUUAUUGAUUUAUUCUGACUUCUGCCCUUACCUGGUAUAUAAAUAUAUAUGUAAAUUUUUCACUUCUCUUUCUGUCUCUCUACCUCUUUCUGUGUGUUUCUUGUUGUCUGGUGACUCUCCUUUCUCUCUAUAAUAAAUUAAAUAAAGAUCAGAUGACACUUCCUCAGUUUCCAUAUAAUUGCACAAUGUCAAUACACUUAUAUCAUGAGCAAGGAAACCUUACAUUCUUUGUAGUAGACAAGCUAGGAAUACAGAAAAACCAAAUGUCAAGGGUUUUCUAUGUGUGUUUACUACACAAGAUUGCAGCCUUAUUGUAAAAAAAGAUUUUAUCACUAUGAGCAUUUUGUGCAAAUGGUUAUUAUGUAAAAGGCAUAUUAUCUCUGUACAAACAUGGUUUUAAAACCACACUUAUCUCUCAUUAAAGGGGAAUAUAUCCUGUUA